This is a messenger RNA of Aricia agestis (brown argus), 2037 nucleotides long. RefSeq lists its product as uncharacterized. Gene Ontology annotation, molecular function: GTP binding; calcium channel regulator activity; GTPase activity. The coding region runs from base 160 to 1959 and encodes 599 amino acids. The transcript is spliced from 10 exons. NCBI's taxonomy places the organism in Eukaryota, Metazoa, Arthropoda, Insecta, Lepidoptera, Lycaenidae. Gene Ontology annotation, cellular component: plasma membrane. The record is from RefSeq and is a predicted model, not a curated record.
UGGACUGCACGUCGCGCGAUUCUCGCCCAUAUAAAUAUAAAUAAAAUAAGUAUUAGUGCAUAACUAAUCGUCGAAUGCAAGAGUAGUGUGGUAUCGGAAGUGAUAUUUCCAUUGAAGGUACUGAGAAAUGAAUCUUCGGCCCCGGCGAUAAAGGCGAAAAUGGAAGUGAACAGCCCGAGUGGAUACCCCCCCAUCUCCCCCAAACCUCUCACGCCGAAAAGCCCUCGUCACUUUGUGUUCCCCCAGAAGAGCCCGUCGAUAACCUCCAGUACCUCCUCGUCCGGGUACUACACGCCGCAGUCCGGCUGCAGCUACGACAAGCACGCCCCGCCCAAGAGCCCGCUCGCGCACGGCCACCGCAGCCCCGUCAGCCCGCGCCACUUCAACUUCCAGCAGGUGCAGGAGCUGCCCGAGCGCACGAGCCCCAGCCACUUCGACAAACCUCACCACGGCCUGCACUACUCCACCUCCCUCAAGCACAGCCGGCGGGAGAAGUCCCGGUCGCCGAAACCUCCCCCGGUCCACAUCCACACGAACCCCGGCUACGUGUCCCCGAACAGGACGAGAAAGUUAUACGGUUCUACCUCCACAGUGAGCUCGCCGCGGCUCGCGACGUCGCCCAGCAUCAUAUCGAGCCAUACCGAUGACUCCACCGACGCGAUGCCCGCCACGCCGUCCGCGGUCGUCCACGACGCCGACGACGAGGCGACGGAGACCUCAUCCCGAAUUUGCAGGAAGUCGACGUCGGAUCUGACGGACCUGACUGACGACACCCCGCAGACCCGGACGACCAGCAUCAGCAGGCCGUGCUCCCCGAUGCGGCGCGGCUCCAUGAAGGGCGGGCUGGCGUACCUGGCCAGCCGGCGGGGCUCGCGGGAGUCCACCAUGUCCAACUGCGACUCCGUCGAGGACAUCGGACCGCUGAACUUCCAAAAUACGAUGCGAGGUCGACAGCGGCGGACUUCCAACUUCCUGGAGCUACCCGUGGUGGAGCAUUCGCGACCGCGCGUGUGCUCGCUGCCGGAGAAGCCGUACAACCCGCGGCUGUCGGACGACCUGUACCGCCUGCGCACCUUCUCCAUCACCACCAAGGGCGUGGUCAACUGCGGUGACUCCAUCUGCAACCGCCGCAGCCGCUCCAACACCUCCGUCAACUCCACCAACAGCAGAGCGUCCGAUCGAUCGCCGUUCGACGGGUCCUGCUGCUCCGGCUACCGGCCCGUCGACUCCGCCAGCCUCGAGACGCCCGAUGAGGACGAGUUGGAUCCGAUACCGAAAUACCGAGUGGUGCUUCUCGGAGACGCCGGAGUGGGGAAGACGGCUCUCGUCUCCCAGUUUAUGACGUCAGAGUACAUGAACACGUACGACGCGAGCCUGGCAAAACGUGACGACGAGUUUGGAGAAAAGUCAGUGUCAGUGCUUCUGGAUGGAGAGGAAUCAGAGCUGAUAUUCAUCGACCAUCCCAGUACUGAGAUGUCGGUUGAAAACUGUCUGUCGACGUACGAGCCUCAUGCCUGCGUCGUGGUGUACUCCAUAGUGGCGAAGAGCUCGUUCCUGCGAGCCGGGGAGCUGCUAGCGUACCUCGCGAGAGAGCAGUUCACCGCAGAACGCACCGUGGUGCUGGUUGGGAACAAGGCUGACUUGGUUAGAGCGAGACAGGUGUCCACAAACGAGGGCAAAGCGCUGGCGACGUCGAGGGACAGCAAGUUCAUAGAGACGUCAUCCGGCAUACAGCACAACGUCGACGAGCUGCUGGUCGGCAUCCUCAAGCAGAUACGACUGAAAGAGAGCAGAGAGAAGAAACAAGCGAAGAAGGCAACCAAACAGGAGGCCAAGCCGUCGAAGCUGGCGAGCUCCCGCACGCACAUCUCGCUCAGCAUCGCCCGCGAGCUGCUGCAGAAGAUCUGCAUCAACGACAUCUCUAAGUCCAAAUCUUGCGAGAACCUGCAUGUUCUGUAGCUUCUUACUAAAUUCCAUGGUAUUUUUACUUUUAUUUGCAAAAUAAAUGACUUGUUUUAUGUUUGAGCGUCCACAAUA